GUCACAAACGAAACGCGUCUAAAACUGAAAGCAUCUACACCAUCCGCGAGAACAAGAUGUCCCUCUAUCAACGGCUGCUUUCGCUUGUCGGCAGAUCUCUACCUGCAGAGCAGGCUACUCGUACCGUGGUUGUGAACCAUACUUUGCAACCUGAUAACGCAACCAACCCCAACGCCUCGCAUCCCUCCAACCGAGUUACUACCACCAAGUAUAACCUUGUCACUUUCAUCCCUAAAAACCUAUUCGAACAGUUCCACAGGUUCGCGAACAUUUACUUCCUGUUCAUCGUGCUGCUGAACUUCGUGCCAUCGAUCAACGCGUUCGCCAAGGAGGUAGCAAUGCUGCCGCUGCUGUUCGUGCUCAGCGUCACGGCGCUCAAAGAUUUGUUUGAAGACCGCCGACGAUAUAACUCCGAUAAACGCGUCAACAACUCCUCCUGUCGGGUCUACUGCAGGUGCCUCGAUGACGACAACUUCGACGUACAGAAACUGAAUUUCUCGGUGGAGAUCUCGCCACCGACGACCAAGAUCUACCACUUCUUGGGCUCCAUCCCCGUGGCCGAGGGCACGCGAAGGAUUGCUCUGAACGAGAGCAACCUCCUACUGCGCUCGUGCUUCGUCAAGAACACGGACUUCGUCGAAGGCCUCGUCGUCUAUGCAGGGUCGGAGACGAAGGUUAUGCUCAACAGCAGCUCAAGUCGCUACAAGCGGUCACGUCUCGAGCGCCACAUGAACACGUCCGUCGUCUGCUGCGUUGCCAUCCUCCUCGUCAUGUGCUUCCUCUCUGCCACCGGCUCUGGGGUGUGGCAGGCAUACUUCGACAAAGUGUCUGCCGGUGGAGUGGUGCCGUUCCUGCCCCCCGUGAUGCCGUCCCUCAACGGCGGGGGAGACGCCCUAGAGGAACUGGUGAGGGGCGAGGUGUCCGAGGACGCCUCGCCUGCCGUCAGGCGGCUCUCCACCAGCCCUGGCUGGGUCGCCUUCCUCUCCUUCUGGACCUUCGUCAUCAUCUUUCAGGUGAUCAUCCCGAUCGCGCUCUACGUCACCAUCGAGAUCAUCAAGAUGCUGCAGGUCUACCACAUACAGAACGACCCGUGCUUCGUUGACGCAAGGAACGGGUCCUCCAUUGAGUGUCGGGCCAUGAACAUCACCGAGGAGCUUGGCCAAGUUCAGUACGUGUUCACUGACAAGACGGGCACGCUCACGGAGAACAAUAUGGUGUUCCAGCGCUGUUCCAUCAACGGCGUCGACUACGAACACCAGAUCACCACUGACAAACUGGACACGGAAGAGGGGGGCGAAAAUUGUGGCGACUCGUUUGAAAUCAACAAGCAACUCUACGACGACCUGCACCGGCCAGCCCCGUCAGGCACGAGUCCAGGGCAGCAGCAAGACCCUUCACCCUCACUUAUGUAUCAUCAACGUAGACCAUUGCCAGACCCGGCGGCCCCAGACCAACAGACCAUGCAGCAACAACAACAAAAGCAGCAACAAGAGCAACAAUCGUUGCAGCGUCACCUGCAUCAGCAACACCCAGAAGUUCAUCAAGAACGUAUUUUGAACUUCAUGUUGACGCUGGUGCUCUGCAACACCGUCAUCGUUGCUAAAACUCCACAUCGCGAUAAACCUGCAACUAGUGGGUCAGGCAACCCACCCACGCCUGGAGUUGACGACUACCACAGUGUAAUCACCCCGAGUCGUCUCAUACCAUCGCUACGAGCCUUCACCCCUUUGAUCCGCAUCCCUCCCCUCCCUGAACGUCCAUACCUCAACCUCCGCUCCCUUAAUCCCUUCAAUCGUCCUCUCUCCCCCAUUGCUUCAUCCCCCACUGCAUCACCUGAGGUCUGCCCUAAGCACCACAACGCGGGAAAUACAAAGUCACCUGCAAUUUUUAUGCAGCAUGACGGCAAGAAUCCCUCCCUGCAGUUUGUACCUGCUACUCUCUUGGGCGGCGAGAACAGUGCGGCUCAUUUUAAUUUAAAGGACCCCACGCCUUCCCUGGGUUCUCAGUCCCUCGUGUCGGAACUCGGUGGUCCCGACUCUGAGAUGUCGAGCUGUGCCACGUUCUGUACCGACGUGCCGCUGGACUCGUCCCUCACGCCCGCCACCGAAAUAUUGUCCUUCUCGUCCUCGUCGGCUGAUGGACCACAUGUGAUGGCGGCCAACGUGUCCGCCCGACACUCGACGCCUGGCAAAGAAUUGCAGUCGUCGGUACCUGCCAAGUCCGUGACAAGCGCCUCAAAUGUAUUUAAUUCUUCGAGUUUAAGUGUAAGCAAAGCAUCUGAUGACUUAUCGUCGUCGUCUCUUUCUCCGUCCCAGAUGAACUGGGCUUACAAAACCCCUUGUGCCGCACAAAGUACAAAUUUACCUUUAAUGCACCUGACAUUAAACCCGCUCUCUGAUAGUGCUGGGGACGCAACGAGCAGAAUUAUUGCCCCCGAGUUAGCCAGAGAAGGACUAUGUAACAGUGCCUUUAUAAGUAGUACUAGCGAGAGCUCUUUAGGGAGUUCUAGAGCACCGUGCUCCGUAUAUGGUAGCGCUCCAUCUAAUAGUUCAUCAGAGGAGAGAUUUCGUCACGAAACUAGAUUAACUCCUCCAAAUACGCUGAAAAUUCCAUUGGGACGAAUAUACGCUCCACGAUCCCCGCUCAAGUCAAGUAGGAGAACCGACAAUUCAUCAUAUUCAUCGUCAUCUUUGGAGGCUUCGAGUGUGAGCGGCGAGACAGCGCCUGUUCCUGACAAGGACGAACUCUUGGGGGUGACGAAGGAGGAGCCCAAGCCCUUGUACGAGGCCGAGAGUCCUGACGAACUCGCCCUUGUUGAAGCCGCCUUCAAGUACGGCGUGCGACUCCUCAGGCGGGACGCCCACACCGCUCUUGUCGACGUGCCCGGCGCGGGAGUGCUGCAGUUUGAGGUGCUGCACGUGUUUCCCUUCGACUCGACGCGCAAGAGGAUGUCCGUUAUGGUGCGCGACCCUCGCACCAAGAGCAUCAUCCUCUACUGUAAAGGUGCUGACUCUGCAAUUCUGGACAACUUGGACCGCGUGGGCAACCAGCUUGAUCAGUUCCGGCAGUUCAGGACACACCAGCACCUCUACGUGUACUCCAAGAAAGGCCUACGUACACUCUGCGUGGCCACGAGACACGUAUCCGAGGCCGAGUAUCUCUGGUGGAGGCGUGGCCAUGAUGAGGCUGAGGCCUCUUUUGCCGAUAGAGAGUUCAAGCUUCAGAACUCUUAUAAACUCAUGGAGAAGAGCCUCACAUUACUCGGUGCUACGGGGAUCGAGGACCGCCUGCAGCCGCUGGUGCCGGAGACGCUGGAGGCGUUACGGGCGGCGGGUAUCGUCGUGUGGCUUCUGACGGGAGACAAGCAGGAGACGGCCAUCAAUGUCGCCCACUCCGCCGCCCUCUUCUCUCCCACCAUGCAGAUCAUGAAGGUGAACGCCACGACGCAGCACGCAGAGGAGACGAUGCGACGGUUCCUCGAGUCCUGUGGUAUGCGUGCACGUCGCCCUCGUCAGGCUCCUGAUGACGAUGACGCUGGCUCCGUCCUGUCCGUGACGGCUACUGACGUUGCUGCUGACAACGUCCAUGCAUCUACGACCAGCAUGACUGACGUCAGCUCUAGUUUAAUGGCUGCAACGUGUCCUGACGCAGCCCCUGACGAUGACAAGGAGCGAGGGCUCGUCGUGGACGGCAAGACGCUGACCUUCAUCCUGGACCGGCGCACGAGUCUAGGGCCGCUGUUCCUGGAGCUGGCGGGGCAGUGCCGCUCGGUGCUCAUCUCCCGCGCCACGCCCCUGCAGAAAGCCCUCGUCGUCAAGCUUGCCAAGCGCGACCUGGGCGUCCUCAGCAUGGCUGUGGGCGACGGUGCCAACGAUGUAUCCAUGAUCCAGACGGCCGAUGUGGGUGUGGGCAUCAGCGGCGUGGAGGGCCGCCAGGCUGUGAUGUGCUCAGACUUUGCCAUCAGCAGGUUCUGCCACCUGCAGCGCCUCCUGCUGCUACACGGCCACUGGUGUCACCACAGGCUUGCCUCCAUUAUACUCUACUUCUUCUACAAGAAUGCCAAUUUGGUGCUGGUGCUGCUGUGGUACCAAUUCUACUGUUCCUUCACCGGCAAUAACUUCAUGGACCAGAUGUACCUCAUCCAGUUCAGCCUAACCUUCACGUCCGUACCUCCCGUCAUUGUAGGCGCAUACGACAAGGACGCCCCCAGCUCGGUGCUGCUGUCAGAGCCGCACCUGUACGACGCGGGGAGGCUGGACCAGGUCUUCAAACACUCAUACUUCUGGGUGAACAUCCUCGACGCCGCCUUCCAGUCCAUCGUCAUGUUCUUCUUCGCUCUGGGGGCGUACUACGGUGGCGACAGCGGUGGAGACCUUGUAGCGCUGACGGUGGUGCACAGCUGCCUGCUGGGGCAGCUUCUCACCAUCGCCCUCGAGAUCAAGUCUUGGACUAUCCUCCACGUGGCGUCACUGGUGUUCUCGCUGGUGAUAUUCCACGUGUUCAGCAUGGCGUACACGAUGUCGUGCGUGGCGUGCUUCGGACUGCAGAGCGUCUACUGGGUCUACCCGCACGCCAUGACCUCCCCCCUCCACUGGUGUGUCGUCAUCCUCAGCUCCAUCACAGCCGUCCUCCCCAGGUUCGUGUACCGCUGCGGGCAGACGUCGCUGUGGCCGACUGCGGUGCAGACGAGCGUGCUGAGGUACAGGCGACUGCAGCGACAGCGUCGUCUGCAGGAGAAACUUGCAGGGCAGAACCUCGGCUGUCGAGGAAGCUCGACCGUGUGACUCCUUCUUCUAUCCCUCUGUUCCAUCUCUCUCGUCCACCCUUCGCUUCCUCUCUCU
Hyalella azteca is the source of this 4841-nucleotide messenger RNA. Its product is annotated as phospholipid-transporting ATPase VD. Gene Ontology annotation, biological process: phospholipid translocation. Bases 57 to 4784 code for a protein of 1575 amino acids. Gene Ontology annotation, cellular component: plasma membrane. The record is from RefSeq and is a predicted model, not a curated record. Gene Ontology annotation, molecular function: ATP binding; ATPase-coupled intramembrane lipid carrier activity; magnesium ion binding. The transcript has 23 exons. Lineage: Eukaryota; Metazoa; Arthropoda; Malacostraca; Amphipoda; Hyalellidae.